Molecule: messenger RNA, 810 nt
Organism: Cyprinodon variegatus (sheepshead minnow)
Lineage: Eukaryota; Metazoa; Chordata; Actinopteri; Cyprinodontiformes; Cyprinodontidae
Product: putative high affinity immunoglobulin gamma Fc receptor IC
Exons: 4
Biological process (GO): cell surface receptor signaling pathway
Molecular function (GO): transmembrane signaling receptor activity
Source: RefSeq, a predicted model, not a curated record
AUGACUAACGUAUCCAAGCAGACCAAGGAAGGCAGGAUACUCCAGAAGAUGAAGCCAAAGCCGGUGUGGAAGAAGUUCACAGGAGUCCAAGCCAGGAAACCAGAGAUCCGAAGAGUCUCUAAGCCCACUGUGACCCUUCAACCCAACUGGUCCCAGAUAUUCAGAGGAGAGAAAGUCACUCUGAGAUGUGAGAUCCAUGGAGAUGGAGGAACUCAGUGGACGAAUGAAUGGCAUCCAACCAACAGAAACUCUGAAACAUCCAGUGAAUACAGGAUCAACACAGCUACUGAGUCUGGUGAUACAUACCGGUGUAAGGCUAGAGGAGACUACCAGAUAACAGACUGGAGUGAUGCCUUCAGACUGACAGUGAGAGAUAAAGCUCAGCCUGUCCUCUCUGUGUCUCCAUCAUGGCUGAGUCCUGGAGCCUCAGUGACUCUGAGCUGUGGGGGGUUGGAGCAUCCAUCUGCAGGAUGGAGGUUCUUCUGGUAUAAAGUGGUUCCAGCAAAAUCCAGCAGCUCCUACAGCUUUGAGCUGCUGACUGGCAGAACCAACUGGACUGAACAGAACUCCUACCUCAUUAAUGGACAGAAUCACACAGCAGGAUAUGUGUGCAGAGCAGGAAGAGGAGAACCAGUGUUUUACACUGAAUACAGUGAACCAAAGUUUGUCUGGUCUGCAGACUCUCAUCCAACUGCUUCUCUCUCAGUGACUCCAGACAGAGUUCAACAUUUUAUCUAUCAGUCUGUCACUCUCAGCUGUAGUGGGAACAACACUGAGUGGAGACUGAGGAGGUUUACAGAAAUAGGCGAA